Penicillium chermesinum is the source of this 780-nucleotide messenger RNA. RefSeq lists its product as uncharacterized. Lineage: Eukaryota; Fungi; Ascomycota; Eurotiomycetes; Eurotiales; Aspergillaceae. The record is from RefSeq and is a predicted model, not a curated record. The transcript is spliced from 2 exons. Bases 1 to 780 code for a protein of 259 amino acids.
AUGUCUAGCAGCGAGCUCAGUACCUCAUGUCGGUUCUCAACCCGUAUUUCCCUCCGAUGGCUUCCUGAGAAGGCUCAAGAAACGACGGAUACAAUAGUGAUGUCUGUCAAGGACUGGUACCUUGACCUACGGAUGGACAAGAAUCAUGGCGGGAUCGACUGGGCAAUUGCCGGUCAACGAGUCGUUCAGAGCCAAGAACCACUGCGCGUAGCAUUCACGCAUGAGCUCGACUCUCACAAUGCAUUUGAGAGUGUGGACUGCGGCACCUUUGUCUCGCUUCCCAAUGGCGAUGAGUUAGAGACUGGAUCCAUGCCUCGUCCAGAUCUCCCAGGCGCACCUGUGACCGACUAUGAGGAGGUUUGGCGGGAACUUCCUUUCAAAGAAGGGCCCGAGGGGCCAAAUCGGGGCAUCUCAUGGAUCCUCGAGUCCGAUGAUAGUGACCUGGACAACCAGGCAGAAUCGACCACAGUGACUAAGACUUUUCUGGGUCGCAUUUGGGGUACCUUUUUAGCUUUGCAACAGGAGCAGACUGUCGUUCGCCAAAAGAAUUCAGCUGGUGACUGGGUCAUCCGCAAGAGUGGAAACGAGGUUAGUGCAAGACGAGAAGAGUGGAACGCUGGUUGGCAAAACAAGUAUGUUGUCGGAGCUGAAGGCGCUUUACUGCCAUCUAUGAAGGCUGGUCUUGGAGAAGAAGGGACUAAACCUUGGAGAACUGUCGGUGAGAAGAUUGUUAUUAAAGGUAAGCGAUUUAUUGUUAGAGCAUUCGAGGAGAUUCAAUAA